CGCCGCACCUGUGCGGUGGAGCUGAGGUGACACAGCGCGGCACCGUCCUGCCGAGACCGGUCGCCAGACAUCAGGACUGCUCUGAAGGCGCCCAGUCGCCCUCGCCAGCCGCCCGAGCCACUCAGAGACGGUGCCAUGUGCCAGUGCUCGUUGACGUGCCACGACCUCAGCCUCUGGCACCUGGAGCCCUGGCGCUUCGUCACCACAAGUUGGCAGUACCCCAGUCGCCGCCAUUACAGCUACGUCUGUUACCGGAUCACGGUCGCCUUGUUCUUCUUCGUCUGGACAAUUAUCGACAUGGCCACCUAUGGACCGGGACCGAAGUCUCGCUGGAUGAUCCACAUCACCAACUGGAGCAAGCUGCUGAUGCUGAUCGAGGUGGUGCUACAGGCGUCUCUGACGGCCCACUUUCAGCUGUGGAAGCUACGGCGCCGCCCACCUGGGACACCGGCGGUGCACCAGGUCAGCUUCAACCCCCUGCUGCGAUUCUUCUACGCCGCCGAGUGGCUCUUCACGUCCGUCAGUGGUGUGUUUGCCAUUGUGACUGUGUUCGUCUCUUUUCUCGCGAAUAACGGCGGCGCGUUCGGGACUGCGCGCUACUUCACUGGGCUGCUGUACGUAAUCGCCGAUCAUCUGCUGCACAACCAGCCCAAGCACAUGCUGCACGUCUUCUACGCGCUGUUCCUGCACGUGCUGUACAUAGUGUUUGAGGCGGUGUACGUGCUGGCGGGCGGCACCACGCCGAGCGGCUCGUCGGUGAUCGACGGUCUGGACUGGAGCCGUCCGGAGACGGCCGGCUACGUCAGCCUGUCGGUGGUGCUGGUGCUGGCGGCGCACGGCGGCCUCUGGCUGCUGGCGCGGCUCCGCGAGCUGCUCUACAGCUGCGUCAGCGCUGACCACGCCAUCAAACUGCCGCUGACCGGCGGCGCGGACAGUCAGCAGGCGCUGGCGCCGCCCUACGGAGCCACCAGACACGACCCGGAGGGCGGCAACAUCAGCCCGGCGCCCGAGUCCUAUAACGGUGGUGGAAGCUCGGAGCCGGUCAAAGUCACCGGAGAGCCCUCAGAGUCCGGUGGACACAGCCCUGCCUCUCACCAGCCGUCACGCUCUGCUGACCAUGGCGGCCACCCGAGCUCCGACAGCCGAGCGCCCGAGACAGGCUGGAGGGAGGGAGUUCCCGUGUCACCCGAAGGCUCGCAGCAGCCGCACUGAAACCACCGACAGGCCCUUGGGGAAAUAUUUGAAUCUGACGCAUGUUGGAAAAUGACCACAGUGACGGAGCAAAAACGGUACGGGAUUUGGAGAAGACGUGUAGGCUAUACGAUGGACUCAUCUGAUCAGAUGCACAAGGCUAAGAUAGCAAAAAAGGUCCCGACUCCCGACCGCUUCCUGCCUUUUUCCACCGCCGUUCGCCUCAAUGAAACACCAACACAAGUAGUACACAAACCUUGCGGGCACUAACGGGAGUGGGACUCGAGGCUUAGCGAUAGGUAUGCCUAAUGCCUUAACAUUGUUUAUUGGCCAUUGACCAUACUGACUAUUCCGAGACGUCAGCUGCGAGGAAUGUCUUCGUUAUUGCCGUGUGGACUGGGAAUUCUUCCAAUUUCCAUUUUCCUUUCAUCCCAUUUUUUUUUGUGUGUGUACCCUCACGGCUCACCUACGGGACUGUGUUGAUGUGCAGGACAGGCAUUUUGUGGUCUUUGGCCCAACUAGCUCGACUAACGCGAUGUCGUACGAUACCAUGCACGUUUAGUUUCUGUGCUAGCAUUUGGGAGCACAAAGGAUUAGCCUAUCAAUCUCGGGCAGCCAGGAAGGUAAAAGGAAAGGAAGGCCGCACACCGUCUCUGACUUGUACGUUACCUACGUAACCAUAAACCAACAGGCAACAGAGCGGAGCGUUUGCCGUUGCCCGUUUUAGCGCGACUGGAGUUGGACUACGGAAUUACGUGAUACGCAGUUAUGCACUGCUACGCCCCAGUUUCGCUUCACUUUCUGAGACACCAAAUAGCCUGUUGUUAUCGCUUGAGAAAACA
Messenger RNA from Amphibalanus amphitrite, 2033 nucleotides. RefSeq lists its product as uncharacterized. Bases 136 to 1212 code for a protein of 358 amino acids. Gene Ontology annotation, cellular component: membrane. NCBI's taxonomy places the organism in Eukaryota, Metazoa, Arthropoda, Thecostraca, Balanomorpha, Balanidae. The record is from RefSeq and is a predicted model, not a curated record. The transcript is spliced from 7 exons.